Molecule: messenger RNA, 1979 nt
Organism: Ilex paraguariensis (yerba mate)
Lineage: Eukaryota; Viridiplantae; Streptophyta; Magnoliopsida; Aquifoliales; Aquifoliaceae
Source: the annotation of a GenBank genome assembly
AAACACCACAGUCACAGGUGAAGAACGCCUCUCACACUCGUCAUCUCUCUCCCUCUCUCGUCAGUUCUGAGCAAACCCUAAACCUAGAAAACAACACUACAUCCAUGGCGAUACGGCACCUCCUAACCCUAGCUCGCCGGUCCCAAAAACCCACCCGGUCUUCUCCACUUCAAAUCUUCAGAUGCCUCUCCACCUCCUCCGCCGCCGCCGUCGCCACCCCUUCUUCAUCCCCUUCUUUGCCUUCACCACCAUCCCCAAACUUCAUGAUCUACGACCGCCUCGCUGAAUCCGUCAAAUCCAAACUUAGAACGUUCGAAAAUCCCGACCCACGUUUCUUAAUCCACAACUCACCUCACCCAAUCAUAACCGACCACACUCCCAUCCUCUCUUCCCCACUCACCCGGGUCACCACUCUCCCCUCCGGCCUCCGCGUCGCCACCGAGUCGAACCUCGCCGCCAAGACAGCCACCGUCGGCGUCUGGAUCGACGCCGGAUCAAGGUUCGAGACAGAAGGGACUAGUGGCACCGCCCAUUUUCUUGAACAUAUGAUUUUCAAGGGCACAGAGAAGAGGUCGGCGAGGGAACUAGAAGAAGGGAUUGAGAAUAUGGGGGGACAUCUGAAUGCGUACACUUCGAGGGAGCAGACCACGUAUUAUGCGAAAGUGAUGGAUAAGGAUGUGAACCAGGCCUUGGACAUUUUGGCUGAUAUUUUGCAGAAUUCGAAGUUCGACGAAAGACGGAUUACCCGGGAACGCGAUGUGAUUCUCAGAGAGAUGGAGGAGGUGGAAGGGCAGAUGGACGAGGUUAUUUUUGACCAUCUCCAUGCAACUGCAUUCCAACAUACUCCUCUGGGUAGGACAAUUCUUGGUCCUGCUGACAAUAUCAAGACAAUAUCCAAAACAGAUAUUCAGGAGUAUGUAUCAACACACUACACUGCUCCCAGAAUGGUGAUUGCUGCUUCUGGAGCUGUUAAACACGAAGAUAUUGUUGGGCAAGUAAAAAAGUUGUUCACUAAGUUGUCGACCAAUCCAACCACAGCUUCUCAGUUAGUUGCUAAAGAACCUGCUACCUUUACAGGUUCUGAGGUUAGGAUAAUUGAUGAUGAUUUACCUCUUGCUCAUUUUGUGGUUGCUUUUAAUGGGGCAUCUUGGACGGAUCCAGAUUCCAUUGCUUUGAUGGUUAUGCAGUCAAUGUUGGGUUCUUGGAGUAAGAAUGCAGGUGGUGGAAAGCAUAUGGGUUCUGAGCUUGCACAGAGGGUUGGCAUAAAUGAAAUAGCUGAGAGCAUGAUGGCUUUUAACACUAACUAUAAGGACACAGGACUUUUUGGUGUUUAUGCUAUUGCUAAGCCGGACUGCUUGGAUGACUUGGCAUAUGCAAUUAUGUACGAGAUAAGCAAGUUAUGUUAUCGAGUCUCAGAGGCGGAUGUGACCCGUGCACGUAACCAGUUGAAAUCUUCUUUGCUGCUUCACAUGGAUGGAACUAGUCCUGUUGCUGAAGACAUUGGACGUCAGCUACUUACAUAUGGACGAAGAGUCCCAUUGCCUGAAUUGUUUGCCAGGAUUGAUGCCGUAGAUCCGAGCACUGUCAAACGCGUGGCAAACCGUUUUAUAUUUGACAGGGAUGUUGCUAUUUCUGCUUUGGGGCCCAUCCAGGGUUUGCCAGACUACAACUGGUUCAGGCGCAGGACCUACUGGCUUCGUUACUAGGAUUGUUCUCACUAACUUUCAUUUUUUUUUAUAUAUUCCUCCAUUUUGCUCAAGCAGCCACAAUUGUUCCAUUUUACACAACCAAUUUUCCUGGAUAACCUUAAGGAAUGGUGGUUUCUAAUUUAUUUUCCUGGUCCCAUCUUUUUGUUUCUGUAACAUACAAAAAUAAUUAUACUGUAUUCAGUAAUUUGGUUGCGGUUCUUAAGAUACAGGGGUCCUAUUUAUCCCUUGAAGAUUACUCCUACUAUAAAAAAUUGAUAGUUUUUGUUUUGG